Molecule: messenger RNA, 9614 nt
Organism: Lethenteron reissneri (Far Eastern brook lamprey)
Lineage: Eukaryota; Metazoa; Chordata; Hyperoartia; Petromyzontiformes; Petromyzontidae
Product: mitogen-activated protein kinase kinase kinase 15-like
Biological process (GO): protein phosphorylation; MAPK cascade; cellular response to stress
Molecular function (GO): ATP binding; MAP kinase kinase kinase activity
Source: RefSeq, a predicted model, not a curated record
AACGCAUCCGCAUUGAGCCACGCGAAAGUUAUCCCACUCCCCUCUCGCUCCCAUCAUCAUCAUCAUCCCUCCUGCUCCUCCUCCUUCCUCGGCGAUGUACAUUUGUGUCAAUCCAGAGAACCCACCCAACAAGCUACGUUCAAAUGCAGUGAGCGCGCUGCGCCGUUUUGUCAACGUUUUAAUUCGGUUGUAGUUCUGCAUUGUCCACGUUGUUGUUGGCGUUAUUGUUGUUGGCGUCGUUGAAAGUGACCGUCCAGGCUAGAGAGGCAUGCAAUGGGGCACGAGUUAACCGUGAAUAUUGUAAGACGCCGAGGAGGAACAUCGAUGGGGAGGAUGAUGAAGAUGAUGAUGGUGGUGAUGUUGGUGGUGGUGAUGGCACUGAUGAUGAUGAGAAUGCCUCUCGUACUUUGAACUUUCUGCUUUGCCGUCAAAUCCGAGGUGUGUGUACCGUGUUCGACUCAACACAAGCGUCGUCUUCCACCCUGGACACUGUGCCACGCAUCUUACAUCGUCACAUCGUCGCUCCUUCGCCUGCUGGAGAUUCUGAGCGAAACGUCGCAAUCCUGGGCCCCCCCCAAGUGGCACCUGUGGCCACGAGUCGUCGUCACCUGUGCAUGGCUGCUGCUGCUGAGAGCGAGUUGAUGAUCUCUCUUCCUCUGUCUCUGUCUCGGCUUUUGUUUAAAACGAAAACAAUCGGCGGUUGUUGUGGUGGAGAGGAAGAGAGGGACAUGUCCGUGGACGAGGUUUAAACUCGAGGGCGACUCGUCAACUCGUUUAGCCGCUGCAGGGAGCUAGAGGCGCAGCCUGGCAACUGCGAGCUGCCGGGACCCUGAGCGGGAGGUAACUCCGUCACCACCAACAACAACCACAACAACAACCACAACAACAACAACCACCACAGCAACAACAACCACCACAGCGGCAUGUGGCUCCUCGUUCCCAAGGGAGCUUCUUUGUCGUGGUCAAAGCCGCCUUGUGCAAGAGGGUUACUGUACCGAUUAUAGCGCGGCGCUGCAACAACCACAACAACCACAGCAGCAACAACAACCACAGUAACAACAACAGCAACAACCACAGCAACAACCACAACAGCAACAACCACAACAGCAACAACAACAGCAACAACCACAGCAACAACAACAGCAACAACCACAGCAACACCAACCACAGCAACAACAACACCCACAACAGCAACACCAACAACCACAGCAACAACAACAGCAACAAUAACAACCACAUCAACAACAACAGCAACCACAGCAAGCACCACAGCAACUGCGUCGUCGUCGUUAAAACGUCGUCGUCGUCACGUCGCGCGAUGGACGACAACCACAACAACCCGGCACCACCUUCUUCUUCUUCGCGGCCGAGCCGCCAGCUCCGCGUGGCCUACGUGGACACGGCCCCCUCGGCCCCCUCGGCCGCCUCGCUCCUGGCGGCGGCCUCCACCACCACCACGGGGGUGGGCGACAGGAGGGAGUCUGCCGCCUCUGCAGGCGAGGGGGCCGCGGGGUUCCCUCCCGAGGGGGUGUCGCUGUCGCUGGCGGCGUCGGUCCCCCCGGGGCUGCUGUGCCUCGCGGCGGCCUGCGAGGCGGUGGGCGCCUGGCUGGAGGCGGUCCCCUUCGGCAGCCUCGACUUCGGGGAGGCGGACGUGCUGGACGCAUUCUACAACGCAGAUGUGGCCGUGGUGGAAAUGAGUGACUUCUUCCACCAGCCCUCGCUGCUCUACCACCUGGGAGUUCGCGAGAGCUUCGACAUGACCAACAACAUCGUUCUGUACAGCGGCUCCGACCCCGACACUCUCAAGGCGUCGUGCGGGAGCUGCACGUUCGUGCCGUACUCGGCGGCGACGGCGCACGGCGUGGCGGUGACGCCGGUGCUGGGCGACCAGGAGGGGGGCGCCCUGCGUCGCGCCUCGCUCGCCCUGCACCACCUCAACUGGGACCCGGGCCUCGGGGCGCUGUGCGUGCCGCUCGCAGACCGCCUCCAGCAGAUCCUGCAGGACGUGCAGGUCACCAGCAGCGUCCUCUGCAAGGACGCGAUCCUCGGUGACAUCCGCCGGGCCCGCGGCAAGUACCAGGGGGAGGAGCUGGCGCGGGAGCUGGCGCGCAUCCGCUCGCGCCUCGACACCACCGAGCUGCUGAGCCCCGACAUCGUCAUCAACCUGCUGCUCUCCUACCGCGACCUGCAGGACUACGACUCGAUGGUGAAGCUGGUGGAGACCCUGGACGCUCUGCCCACGUGCGACCUGGCCAACCAGAACAACAUCAAGUUCCACUACGCGUUCGCCCUCAACAGACGCGGCAGUGCGGGCGACCGCGAGAAGGCGCUGUCGGUGAUGCGUCAGGUGGUGGAGGGCUGCGAGCAGCCCCCCUCCGACAUGCUGUGCCUCUGCGGUCGCAUCUACAAGGACAAGUUCAUGGACUCGGGCUGCAGCGACACGGAGAGCCGCGACAGCGCCCUCGAGUGGUAUCGGAAGGCAUUUGACGUGGAGCCGAGCCUCUACUCCGGGAUUCACUUGGCUUCUCUGCUCAUCGCGUCUGGACAAGACUUUGAAGGCUCCCCGGAGCUACGCAAGAUAGGCAUGAAGCUGAACUCGCUGUUGGGCCGCAAGGGCAGCCUGGAGAAGCUGUCCAGCUACUGGGACGUGGGCCUCUUCAUGGCCGUGAGCCUCCUGGCCGGAGACCACGCCAAGGCCACGCAGGCCGCCGACAAGCUCUACCGCCUGCACCCCCCGUCCUGGUACGUGCGCUCCGUGGUGCAGAACGGGCAGCUGAUCCUGCAGCACAUGCUGCGGGGCGUGGGCACCAAGGCAGUGGCCCUGCAGAGCCGCCUCGACUUCUGGAUCGAGUUCAUGAACACGGCCGGGUCGCUGGGCGAGAGCAGCACCCUGCGCUUCCCGGUGCUGAUCUUUGAGGGCUCCAAGGUGUACCAGCCGUCGUACUUGUCCGUGAACGGUGAAGCGGAAGAGAAGUCCUUCUCCCUCUGGCACGUUGAGCCCCGCGACCUGAAGAAAAUUCACGAGUGGAACUUCAAAGCCGCUGAUAUCCGCGGUGUUAGCAUCUCCAAGUGCGACGAGCGCUGCUGCUUUCUCUACGUCUCCGGCAACUCGGACGACUUCCAGAUUUGCUUCUCGUCUGAGUCGCAAGCCAAGAGGUUCCACGAUCUGGCCAAGGAGGUGAUGGAAGAGCGCGGCUUGGAGCUGGAGGCCGAGGUGGACUGCGGCGUGCUGGAGUGGGACUACGACUACAAUGAGAACGAAGAGAAGUUGGUGCUGGGCCGCGGCACGUUCGGGACGGUGUACGCCGGCCGGGACCUCAGCAACCAGGUCCGCAUCGCCAUCAAGGAGGUGCCCGAGAAGGACCACAGCUUCUCGCAGCCGCUGCACGAGGAGAUCGCUCUGCACAAGCACCUGAAGCACCGCAACAUCGUGCGCUACCUCGGCUCGGUCAGCGAAGGGGGCUUCUUCAAAAUCUUCAUGGAGCAGGUUCCCGGAGGAAGCCUCUCCGCUCUGCUGCGGUCCAAGUGGGGACCGCUGAAGGACAACGAGACCACCAUCGCCUUCUACACCAAGCAGAUCCUCGAGGGCCUCCAGUACCUGCACGAGAACCAGAUCGUGCACAGGGACAUCAAGGGGGACAAUGUCCUCAUCAACACGUACAGCGGAGUGCUCAAGAUAUCGGACUUUGGCACCAGCAAGAGGCUGGCAGGGCUCAAUCCAUCGACAGAGACGUUCACAGGAACCCUGCAGUACAUGGCUCCGGAGAUCAUCGACAGGGGCCCACGUGGCUACGGCAAGCCCGCCGACAUCUGGUCCCUGGGCUGUACCAUCAUCGAGAUGGCCACGGGGAAGCCCCCGUUCUACGAGCUGGGAGAGCCCCAGGCAGCUAUGUUCAAGGUCGGGAUGUUCAAGAUCCACCCGGAGAUCCCCGAGUCGAUGUCGGAGGAUGCCCGAGCCUUCAUCCUGCGCUGCUUCCAGCCGGAGCCGGACUCCCGCGCCGCGGCCGCCGAGCUGCUGGCCGACGCGUUCCUUCGCUCGCCGCCGGGGGGCAGUGGGAGGGCGCGCAGGAGCAAGGGGCAGAGCCGCCAGGGGCCAGAUUACGGCCGCAGCGUGUCGGUGCCCGUGGCGAUCCACGUGGACACGAGCAGCACGGGCAGCGAGAGGGGCUCCUCCUCGUCCGAGUCGGAGUCGCGCACCGACCCCCUCGCGGCCCCGCGGCGCCUCAACAACAACAACAACAACAACCCUCGCGCCCGCAGCCCGCUCUUCCUGGGACUGCCCGAGGAUUCGUCGCCGUCGUACGACCACAGCGCGCCCCCCUCCCCCGAGGAGCGCGACCCUGGCCUCUUCCUGCUGCGCAAGGACAGCGAGCGGCGGGCGACGCUGCACCGCAUCCUCACCGCCGAGCAGGAGCUCGUGGCGGCCAACCUGCGGGACAUCCUCGUCGCGCAGGGCGCGGAGGAGCCGCGUCUGUCGGCGCAGCACGUGUCCCAGCUGAUGGCGUGCCUGCGCGAGUACAUGCGCUCGCCCGACCGCAAGGCCGUGGCCAGCGCCAUCUCGGCGCUCAAGCUGGAGCUGGACUUUGACAGCGUCGCCAUCAACCAGCUGCAGGUGGUGCUCUUCGGAUUCCAGGACGCGGUGAACCGCGUGCUGAAGAACCACAACAUCAAGCCCCACUGGAUGUUUGCCCUGGACAGCCUCAUUCGGAGAGCAGUGCAAGUGGCAAUCACCACCCUCAUACCAGAACUUCAGUCGCACUUCGGCCCGGUGGUCGAGGACGAGCGGGAACGCCGCGGCAAGCCCGGCCGCGCCGGCGUCGCAGCCACCGACGGAGAGGUGGACGAUGACGACGACGACGAGGAGGACGACCGCCACCGCGGCGGCGUCGUCGUCGGGAGAGGGCAGCGCGUCGAGAACGGCGAGGGGGGCGGCGGCUGUCACCACGGAAUCCAGCUGCUGCUGCCACCCCCCGAGGCCGCCGAUGAAGGUCAUGUGACCUCGGGCGUGAGCACCCUGAGCUCCACGCUGUCCCACGACGCUUUGCGGCAGAGCCAGGUGCUGAGUUUGCAGCUGGGACGGCUCAAGAUUGAGAACAGCAGGUUGCUGGAGGAGCUCAUCGACAAGGAGCGCGAGUACCAGACGCUGCUGCAGCUCUCCAUCCAGCAGAGGUCCACCGACAUCGAGAUGCUCCGUACGACCAGCAAGCCAAUCGACAUCCCAAACGAUCGGCCACGUUAUUACGUCACCAAUCACGGCCAAUCAGAAGACCCGGAGCUGGUCAGCUGGCUCAGGGAUCAGGGUGUCUCCCAAAGUGCCAUCGAUAAGUUUGUAGAGGAGGAUUACUCACUGCAGGACAUUUUGGGCUUUGUGAGCAGAGAGGACCUCAAAGCUCUCCAGUUAAGAGGUGGAACCCUGUGCCGAAUAUGGACCGCUAUCCUGGAACACAGACAGACCAAGCACGCCAAGUGAAGUCCGCAUGGCACGUCACGUAACAUCUUGUGCAAGUAACUUGGCAAACUUUAAGACACGCCUCUCCGUCUCGAGGACAAUGAAAUGGUAAAAAGAAAUGAUGACUUCUGAAAGGCAUCGUCAUCUGUUUUUCUCUCUUGGGGACUCACAAACCGCCGUUUUCCACGGGCACAUCAAAGCCGAGCCAGAAGAGGACCGUCGUGGUUCAGGUGUUUGUUUUUCCCCACUCGCCGUUUGCCGUGCCAAGCCAGAACCAAGCCAGACCCAAGCCACGGAUGCGCGGGCCUCACUGGAAGACACCAGGGUCCGACUCGGCCUUAAUCGUGUCGCUCGUGUGCCCCCGGUGUAGACGUCACUUAUCGGGGGAGAGACAAACGUGGUCAGGUGUUCGGUCCAGUACUGGUCACGUCGCUCCUGUGCCAUGCCUACACGUGGGUCUGUGCGUGCGUGUGUGCGUGUGUGCGUGCGUGUGUGCGUGCGUGCGUGAAUGUGUCCGUGCGUGCGUGCGUGCGUGUGUGCGUGCGUGCGUGCGUGCCCCGCAACACAAGGAACUAACCAGCCAAUCACGUGUGCCAAAUGUGCCGCCUGCUCUCCCGAUUGGUUAGCUCCGACAGGAGGAGGGUGGGGGGGGGGCUUAUCGAGCAAAUACAUCUUAGACCAAGGGCCCAUCCGCGAUUGUUUCGCGUGGAUUUUUCUCCGGGUUUUUCCCCUCCAAAGUUAGGAAUCAACAUUGAUGCUUUGAGAGUAUUGGGCUGCUGCUGCUGCGGCUAUGCAUUUCCACGUGGAUGAUGAUGCCACUUCGUUGAGCUCUCCUUUGCCAGGUCGCUUCUGAAAAAAGAUCCACGUAGCAGCUCAGUGGGGGCUUUUUUUUGUUUUUAAAUAGUUUAGCUUGGUUUCCUCGCGGGUGGCACUGCACUGUUGGAGGGGUGUUCCGUGGGCAGCGUUUGCUGCACGGGCCCGCCGGGUGACAAAAACUGUUUGAGAAAAUGAGCACCCACAGGUUCCCGUGGUGCUGGAUUUUGCCAUUGCUGUUUGUAUGGUGGUGGUGGCUCUCGUUGCUGUGCUUAUUUUUUUCAUAGUAGAAGUUAGAUCACGUAAAUGUAAACGUGUCCAUUAUGAACGUUUUUGUGUUAGAUCGCUGUAAGUAUGAAUUUGUCGUAACUCUCCACCACGCGACGCAGCCAGUAAGGUUAGUCAUGUUAACAACAACGCGCCAAUUAGUUUACUACUUCAACCCAGCGGCGUGUUGGAGAGUAAAUCCACAACAUUUACAAUUUGAGUAGUACGACGUUUCGCUGGUAAUCACAACCAGCAUCAUCGGGCGAUUUGCCAGAAUCGUGAAGCCAUCCACGAGCUUGCGGUCUUUAAUAGAGCAACGUCACGUCAUCACUCAUCCAAUCGGGUGCGGAGAGCAGGGGGGGUGUAAUUAUACAACAAUAGAUUGUUCAUCAAAGUUGUGUCUUUAAACUCACCACCACCCGACACAGCCAAUUAGUAAGGUUUGUCACGUGAACAAAAUGUGUCAAUUCGUUGCUAGUACAGCACACCGGGUGUGUUGGAGAGUAAAUCCAAGUGUGGGUUACUUACUAACCUACUAAACCUUAGUUAAUUGUCUAUGUCGGGUGGUGGGCGGGUUUAAUGACACAUUUAUAUUCACGCGAUCCAACCCAAAAACCUCAUGCGUAAUAUUGGCCGUGAAAUACCCGACGACUACUACUACUACGUGUUAAACUCAGUUUUGUCUCGAUGACGUGCCACGCUCCAGUGGCUGUCGGCUUUGGGCGGUGGGCGCUCGUCUUAACGGGUCAGAUCUAAUCCCAUGGUGGCAAUUCCACAUUCCCGUCGCGGGACACGGAAUGUCAUUAACAACACAGUCAAGGGCUUCUGUUAGGCUUGCAUGCUGAAGUGGUGCAGCCUCGCUGGUCACAGUAAUCAUCCCUUGAGAGGUGGUGGUGAUGGUGUACUCAAUUUAACCACCCCAGAGGGAUGAUGAUAUUGAUGAUUUUGCUGGUGGUGGUGGUGGUAAUAGUGUUGAUACUGGUGGUGGUUUGUGGAGCGGUAGUGUAGCAAUUAGCGCACUGCGCUACGAACCUGGAAACCCGGGUUCGAUUUCCGCUCACGGCGAACACCAGGAACGAUUCUCUGAACUGGUCCCGGGCCUUUCCUAGGUCGACUCAGCUUCAAAUGAGUACCUGGUGCAAUGCGUAAACAUCGCCACAGGGGAGACAAAAGCGGCCGGGCGUGGUGCUGGCCACCCACCCCCUCGUGUGCCAUGCCGGCCUUCAUAGGUGCUCGCUAACAGCACUUGCCCCAACAAUCUGUUAAGGCUAUACGGGGGAUCUUUGUCUGGUUACAUACUCAAGUUCACCACGCAAGAGGGAUGAUGAUGAUGGGGGGUGGUGGUGAAAAUUAUAUUGUGGUGGUGGUUUAUUCAAAUUUGACACCCGAGGAGGAUGACGGUGAUUGUGAUGCAGAUUUUUGUGGUCGUGGUGAUGAUGAAGGUGGUGAUGGUGAAAAUUAUUUUUCUUGUGUUGGUGGUGGUGGUAGUGAUAACGAUGAUAUUGUUACAGUAAGGGUGGUAAUGCUUGAUGACGGUGGCGGUUGUGAUAUCGAAUCUGCGAUGACGAUGACGUUACCAGUACUUGGAAGGAUGCGGCCCCGUGCUUUAUCCCAGCGUCACGAUUGGGGCGCCGCAAUUCAAGAAUUGAUUUCUCUUUCGUCUCCUCUGCGGCAUGACCUCCUCGUUGGUAUCGUCUGCUCGCUUUUUCCCGCUUGACUUAAUCCUUAUCCCGUCCCGUCCCUUGUCCGCUCUCUUCCUUCUCCGUUCAAUGUGAUGACUAUAGCUCCCUCCCCUCGUGGUGUCUAUCCGUGGGGAAACAACGUUUUUAUUUCAAUAGAGCCAAAGUCGUAUUUUCUCUGGUGAUGAAAGCUCAUUGUGAAACUUAAGUUAUUAUUGACGUGUGUGUGUGUUACGUUUCAUUUGAAUGCUCAACGCUGCCGUGGCGUCAAAGGUGACGCGCCGGACUUGCGAUCCGGAGGUCGCCGGUUCCUAUUCGAUCUCUCGGCACGGCGGUUGAAACGACGGCGGCGAGUUUCUCAAAUCCGACACCAUCGGCUCUGUCAACUCGGCGGUAUGAACGGGUUGCGUGCGCGGCACGGUGACGCGUGGGUAUUCCUACCUCUGCCAAGACGUCCGGCCAGCGCGGAAGAGUAGGCCAAGUAACCCUCUAGCGGGGCUCUCGAGAGCUUCCUCUCCGCUGGAGGCAUCUCCUUCAGCAGUGGCGCAAGCAAAACGGUUGCAGGGCUGCACCUUUGCCGUUUUGAAAUGUGCAACGUACAGAGUUUGUGAAAUUAAACUUGACAACUCUUCCGUACAUUCACCUUGAAUGGUGACUCCAGCAUGAAAUAAUCAAAGUGACGAAGAUCGAACGAGCUGUAUGCUUUGCUGCUGUCCUUUGGUGGCCCUGACAGAGCCCAUCGGUAGGCAAUUCCACAUUCUCAUGGCAGAGGGGGGUCAGGUCGCUCUGUGGGUGUUGUUGUUGUUGUUGUUGAUGACUUCCCGCAACGUGGUGCUCAUUUAAAUCCACCCCGGAGGGACGAUGAGGCUGUGAGGUGAGCAGGUUUUCAACUUGUGGCCCUAGAUCGUGAGUUGCGUGCUAAUCAUCCACUCGUAAACACUCAUGGCAAUCUAAAACUUAACGCGUGUUCAUAGAAAUGCGACGCGCUUUUCGUGUUCCCGAAGCAGUGCGUUUGUACACAAUGUAUUUCAAUCAAAAAACUGGAACACCGAUUUCACUAAUAUUUAACUGAAUUCGCAACGUUGCAAAUCAAACGCCACUGUACAAUCGUUUUUGUACGUGUAACUCCGUAUUUAAAAUGGAAAGCUACUGUUUUGUUUUAUAACCCAUACUGAUGAAGUGCGCUUUGACUGACGCGUCGUCCGAUCCUGGAAGGGGAGUGUGUUUGUUGUGAAAUUAAAACAUUCAAUUUCGUACAUUUUUCUGCGCGGCAGCAUGGAAUGUUUUGAACGUGUACCGAUUGUUAUUCAUAUCGAAAUAAUAAGACGCGGCGUUUUGUUUGAUACAAUAUAUAUUUUUAAGUUCACUAUAUUGACAACGUACUCAUAAUAAAGGCCGUUUAUCAC